Messenger RNA from Macrobrachium nipponense, 7398 nucleotides. Its product is annotated as longitudinals lacking protein, isoforms A/B/D/L-like. The transcript is spliced from 5 exons. The record is from RefSeq and is a predicted model, not a curated record. Gene Ontology annotation, biological process: regulation of transcription by RNA polymerase II. Gene Ontology annotation, molecular function: protein binding. Gene Ontology annotation, cellular component: nucleus. NCBI's taxonomy places the organism in Eukaryota, Metazoa, Arthropoda, Malacostraca, Decapoda, Palaemonidae. Bases 155 to 1531 code for a protein of 458 amino acids.
UGUAAUUACAUUACAAAGAAAGGGAAAAAUUUUGCUCAAAAGUAGCAAAAUCGAAGGAACGUUGGCAACGCUGAUUGCUUAAUCGAGGCGUCGUCAAGAGGAAAAUGGUCGACCAACGAGUAAUGGAGGCGACCGUCUAGUCGUUUAUUGUACCAUGGAGGAAUUACUUUCUUUGAAGUGGAACAACCAUCGUUCCACAUUUCUCCACAUUUUGGGCGUGCUCAGGGACAAGCAAUCUUACACUGAUGUGACCCUGGCAUGCGACGGCAAAUUCUACAGUGUCCACAAGUUGGUGUUGUCGACGUGUAGUGAUUACUUCUGUGCCAUGUUUGAAAAAACUGCUUGCAAGAGCCCUGUUAUAGUGCUGAAAGACAUCAAAAGUAAUGACUUAGAGGCCUUGCUAGACUAUAUGUACCUUGGUGAAGUGAAUGUGAGACAGAGUGACUUAGCGUCUUUAAUAAAGGCUGCAGAAAACCUUAGAAUAAAAGGACUUGCCGUACCUGAUGAUGAACCCCCUUCUAAAAAGGGUAGUGUUGGUGCUCCUAGUCGUAGAGACGGUGGUAGUGGUAGCCCCCCUGCGAAAAGAAAACGUAGAGACGAAAGUGAAGAUGGUAGGGAAGAUGUAAGACCCUCUUUGGGGGAGUUGCAUACCCCUCCCCCUCCUUCUUCUAGACCAAAGAGCCCUGGAAUUCAGCGGCUAAGUCCUUCUCCCCUUAGAACCCCUCAGGAGUCUCAUGCCUCAGAAGACCGUGAUAACCGUCCCCUCUCUUCACCGGCGGAGACUUCUUCCUCACACUCGCAAGCACAAAUACCCCACCAGUCAUCACAGCAAUCAUCGUUACAAUCUGCUCAACAAUUAGGUGAUCAAAUUUCUCAGUCGAUGGGUAAUCAGUUCAGAGGGGAAGAGACUCCGUUUGUGAAAGUGGAAAUGACUGAUGAUGAAACAGAUGGUGCCAAUAGGGACACUUAUAGUAUAAGCAGUGAGAAUUUUAAAGAGGAGGGGGAUGUAGGGGGUGAGCUGAGCAAUGACCUUCCAGAAUUCCUUCAACAAGCGGCGUCCAGUGCCUUAGCCGGCACUUCAGCCUCUUACCACCAGUCCUUCGCGGGACCCUCAGGCUUCCAGCCGGAGGUGUCUAGCUGGCAUGGAGACGGACAGUCCUUGCCAGGCAAUUUUCCUGGAAUAGGCUUUCCGCCUACCUCGCAAGAAAAUCCACCAGGGAGGCUUGAUGUUGGAGUGACAAGGGAGGACCUUGCAGCGUCUGCAGCAGCAGUGGCAGCAGCAGCAGCAGCCGCAUCAGUAGCAGCAGGUGGGGGAACUGGUCCCUUAGGUACUGCUGAAGGCACGCCCCUUGGUGGCAAGCACCAGUGUGGGCUUUGCGGCCGAUAUUUCACAGAACGUAACAACCUUCAUCGGCAUAUGCGGAUCCACACAGGCUUCAAGCCAUAUCGUUGCCCUUUAUGUCCUUACCAAUCGAAUCGGAAUGGAAAUCUUGUGCGCCACAUGGAGUUUAAGCAUGGCAGACACCACUGAUUAAACUGUCAGCUUUGUGACACAUGUCUCAAGUACAAGAAGUAUUUGUGACCUUGAUCUUAUAUGUGCUGUACCAGGCAUUUCAAACUACAGGCAUAAGAGUCAUUGAUUUUUUAUUCAUUAUGUCUGAUGAACGUAAAAAUGUAUUUUUUUUUAAGAAAUCAAGAAACAAAUGAAUAAAUUUUUCACGCAAAUCCAUUAAUCAUAUGUUGCAUUAUUUCCUUGGACAGAAAAUGCCCAGUCACACCAACUCAUACUGAUCAAGAUUGAGAGGCUUACAGUGAGAAUGCGCAGACCUGCAUAUGAUGUGCAUUUCUCAUUUUUAGGUGGUAGAUAAAUUUGACUGACCUCACUUAACAAAAUAAGAAUAAUUUUAAUGAGAAGAAAAGGUAGCCAAAGCAGGUAUAUUGGCUAUAGCAGUAGAAGAGGUAGCCAAGGCAGGCAUAGCACUAGAAUAGAUAGCCAAGGUGGGCAUAAUAGCAGUAGGAGAGUAGGUAACUAGGGCAGAUAUAUAAUAGUGGGAGCAACUGUCAAGUGUACCUUGAGUGCAAAGCAGUGCUAGGCAUAGAGCUUACUGACACACUUCAAAGCUGUCAUAACUAAAAGAAAUAGAUUUCUGAGAAUCGGGUCACUUGAGAGUAAUUCCGCAGAAAUAGUUUGGAGAGUCAGUUAUAAAAGAAUGACAUAAGAAUGAAUCCACAGAAAGGCCAUGUGGAGGGAUGGUCAGUGUCUAUAAUUGAAGCAAAAUCCCAGGUAGGAAAUUGUCCAAAGUGAUGAAUGAAGUUUGAAGUAUCACAAACAGGUCUAAAGUCUAGUUUGUGGUAAAUUAUUAUAUGAGAUGGGGUCAUUUUAUACCCCUUAAUUGUGAUUAAGGGUACAUUUUCCUUUAAAAUCGGAGAUACCCAGAUACCCAUAUAUUCAGAAUUAGCAGUCAAGAAUCAGAAGCGUCUGUAGUAGAAGUAUUCCCUUUGUCACACCAGUGACAAACUAUGCCAACCUUUUGUAGAAUAGUUGGUGAUUGAGGUCCUACGGAGUUGCAAUUGCUGUUGGAUAAUUUCAAUACUUGAAGAUGAUGAGACUAUAGACAAUUGUUGAAGCUGUGAAAGGAUAGUUUUAGAAAUUUUCUCAUGGGGGGAAGAAUACUGGGCAUGGCUCUGACCUAAUCCACAAGGUGGUUAGUGAACCACUUGUAUUAAGGCCAAAGAAAAGUGUUGAGGGUCCUCUUAUUGUUGAUGAUUAUGAAAUUGGCAGUACUAGUAUACUUAUACCUGCUUUAGGUGACCAGUAGGAGGAAGGCAUAUACUGUUGGUUUUUUGUCUAGCAUUUCUUUCUGUCACACAUGGCUGCUGAAUUCAGCCUAGGUAAGAAGUAGAAUGUCAGUUUCUUGUCGAGCAAUUUUGCUAUAGUCUGUGUCACCUGAUCUGUCACCGAGUAUUGUCUUCAUUAACAAUUUGUCAUGGCAACACUGCUCAUGACAUCAGCUACUUACUGGCGUAAUUUCAUUUUAUUCAAAUAUGUAAUGAAAUAGGCAUUGAAUUCCUACCAAAGCACUUAUUUAUAUGGGAGACAAGGGAUUAUACGCAAAAUAUACAAGUUACUUUAAUGGUAAAUGUAUCCUUUUGAGUUACUAAUGACAUACCGGGGUCAUAAUGAUAAUAUGCAGGUAGUCCCCGGUUCACGAUGGUUCCAGCUUACGAGUUCUGAGUUUAUGAUGGUUUUCAAAUAUAUUUAUCAGAAAUGAUUUCCUUAUGUACGGUGUAUGUUCUGGGGGGUAUGAUGCUUAUGAUACUGACCCAAUGGAAGAAAUAUGAAUCCACAAAGGCAAAAUAAUCAAUAUAUGAAGGUUUUUUAAUGAAAAAUGUAAUAAACGUGCAGUUUAUGUAGUUUUCAAUAGACCCAAACCAGUAAAAGUAAAGCUUUUCUUAGGAUUUUCGAGGAUGUUGCGGUUUACAACGAUUUUCAGCUUACGGCGUAGUGCAAGAACAGAACCCCUUUUUAAAACCAGGGAAUGCCUGUAAAAGCUAUAUACCAGUAAGAAAUACUGGUGAAUGUAUGUGAACAACCAGAGAAGGAGGAAGACUGUGGGAAAUGAUCUAACUUGACUUUUGGAUUCAGAGUGUCUGCUGAAACUGAACUCCUGUCACUUGUAUUUUAAUAAACAAUAUAUGUUACAUAAACAUCCUUUAAAAUGUAUGAAACUGUUGUAAACAUGCCAAAUGACUUGAGUGCAUAAUAGUAUGUUUUUUUAAUUGAUUGUUAUAAGUAUUUUAAAAUAGCCUAUAUGCAUAAUAAGAAAUAGAACUAAAGACUCUAAGUUCCUGCUUAGGUUUGUUAAGAUUUCUUAGAAGUAUACAUACUGUUAAUAUUACCAUUGUCUAUCAUACAUGCUUUGCUUAUGACUUUUUCUUCAUAAAUUUGUCCCUAAUUGAUAAAAGUCACCAAGUGAAAUAAAUUGUAAGAAAUCAGUAUAUAUUGGCUCAUCAGACCUCUCAAAAUUAAUUUCUGAUCUGAAUUUUGCACACUCCUAUACGUACUUGUUAUUCUUUCUUUCUUGCUGAUCUCGAUACUAACUUUCACUACAUUGUUUUUUGUACUUAUAAUUAAAUAGAAAUCAUGUAGUAAGAAUGAAAUGGGUUAGACCUACAGUGCACUUGGAGGUGAGGGUAUUGUUACAAUAGCUCUUUAAAUUUCUGGUGGGAGAACAUUAGAGAACUGGCUUUUAACAAAGCUAGACUGUAUUUUAUGGAAACCAUGAGUUUAUCAGUGUACAAAAUAUUGCAAAAAAAAAUUAUUAAGAAUUAAAGGUGAUGCAAUUUAAAUGUGCUCAUGUUAGCUUAAUGCAACUAAAUAUUCAAAAUUCUUUCCCUGUGAUGCUGAAAGAAACACCUUAUUUUUAAUGUUUUUUUAAAUAUGUUUCUGCCUUUUCUCAAUUUCUUGGUGUUUUGAAAUGUGUUUCUAUCUUUUUUCUCACAUUUAGUAAGUUAUUUUCUACUAACCCAGCAAACCUUACAGUACUUAUAACCAUCAUUGGGUUGUGACUUUUAGUAUCAGUGGACACCCGUAGAUAUUAUGACUGGGCAAGGCUGGUGUGAGGUAAAAUCAGCAUAGGCCUACUUAUAAGAAUGCAGUCCCCCAUGCUGUGUUACUAAAUACAGCAAAAGUAUAUUAUAAAAAAAAAAAGUUAGUAUUGGAGGCACAUUUAAAGAUGUGUUUUUGACACUGCCUUUGGAGUGAAUGCUUGAAGUACCAGGGUACUAUGGAGGUCUCAGAAUAAAUUAGGAGGGGGUGAAGGAGCCCUGGGAGAAGCACAAGGAUGAGCCACCAGAUUAUGAUCUGCAACAGUUGGUUUUGUGCUGAAUUUACAGGCAGACAGGCUGAGGGCAUUAUUUUAUGUCUUAUGAUCAGGGUAGGUUCUGCAGGUGUUCAUGGGCUCAUUCUGUGAAGAGAGCUCGUCUUUGCUCUAGCAGCCUUUUAUUGGCCAGCGUCCACUGGAGACUUGUUUGAACUUCCACAACUGGGAAGAACUCUGUCUUCUGGAAGGUUGACAUCUGGAGGCAUAUCCAAUCAUUAAGUAGUGAUUCUUGUUGUGGCUGCAAGGCUAAGUAUGGGAACAGUUCAUGACAUUCAGUGAUGGAAUGGAGUUGCCUCCCGAAAUCUCACUUCUUAUCUCCCAGUUAGCUGUUUCUGUAGACAAAGAACAAUCCAUAGUCGAGGGUCCAGAGUACUACAAGAUGGAGGGGAAUGAGUUCUUCUCAAAGGACUGAGUAAAGGGUGGAAAUGAAAACACAAUAUUGUAGGUGAACUAAGAAGUCAGUCCACAGAUUUUUUGGUAGCUUACUGCCAGGAGCUUUGCAAGGUCUUCUGGGUGGUGACUGGUGAAGGAUAAAAAAAAAAAAGCAUUAAAGGAAUGAUGCUUUAAGGAAGACAGCAUGUAUUGUGAACAUUGCAAAGGCUAGGAGAGUCAGCAGUCUUCCUGUUAGCAAAGGAACCUUCCUUGGCCGAUGAGAUGAGAUGAGAAAGAGCCCCUGCUUUCCUUUCUAAUCAGAAUGGUGACCAUGAGUCCUUGCUGAGGGAGUAGAUAUGGUGAUGGCUGAGGCCUUGUCUAACAAAACUUGUCCUUAGACAAAUUGAACAAGAGAGGGGUUACAUGUUCAAAAGCACAAAGUACAAAAAGACAUCAGCAGGGAACUCCAACACAGGAAAUUCACACAUCCUUUUAGGGGUAAAAUGAAGCAACUGAUUAACAAACUACCUAAUUAUUACACUUGCACAGAAGUUAAAGUGAACACAGUAUUCUGUUACUCCAGGAAGGUGGAUACUGGAGAAAGGUACAAGUUUGGCCAGGCAGAUGCCAAUGGCAAAUAAGUAAUCAGUAUUAGGUCCAUACUCAAGAAUCAGUAGGCCACAUUUGCCAAAGUUCCGGUAUGGCAAAUUUCACAAAAUUAUGAAGUUUUUAAAAACAGACCUUUGAAGGUAACAGGUUGCUGUAUGUAAAGGUCAAAAUGACUACAUGAGUAAUCAUUAAACCAAAUACAGAAGAGUUAAUGAUGAAAAGAAAUAAAACCAGUGAAAAAAUGAUGGCACACUAGGAAAUUUCACAUGAGUUUCUUGGGAAGGGCAAUGAUGUGGAAUUUCAAUUCCCUGAAAAAGUGAGGAGAGUAACAGUGACAUGAACAAGUCGAGGUGCAGUAGAGGCCUCUCAGUCUGAAUUGUAGGGCUUGGUUUGGCUGGGUAUAUUUUGUCCACAGAAAUAAGACAACAAAUAAGCCAGUUGUGAUGAAACUAAGUAAAGUUUUGCUAAAAAGAUUAAUUUAUUAUAAUGAACAUAAAGAUUGAAAGUGCCCCUGCAACACUGCUAUUUGUAAUAUUGCAAGGGUGUUAUUGUGAUUCUUGUAUGUACUUGUUAAGGGGAAGUAAAUGACCAAGAUCCUAAAUUCAGCUCUUGUUACCUACUAAAGUGGACUUUUGCAAGCAGCACAUAUUCAUGUGAGUCCUGAAUAAGGUAGGAUUAAGCUCCGUUGAUUCAUAAUUUGAAUAUUUUUCAGGGCUUGGAAGUUUGCUUUGAGAAUCCCUGAAAAUGUGGAAGUACAGUAUGUAAUGAAAAAGUUACUACUGAAAGUUCCUGAGAAUUUUUGAAAGUAUGACAUGUACAGGCAGUCCCCAGCUUAUGACGGGUUCGGCUUACGACUUUCCGUGGUUACAACACUUUUCAAUCAUAUUCAUCAGAAAUUAAUUCCAGGUUUACGACAUGUUUCAGGGUUAAGGCGCUUGCGGCGCCGAUCUGGCGGAAGAAAUAUGACUUGAAAAAAUGCAAAAUAAUCAAUAUUUGAAGUUUUUUUAUCAUGAAAAAUGCAAUAAAGAUGCAGUUUACAUAGUUUUUAAUACAGCCAAAGCUUUAAAAGUAAGGUUUUCUUAGGAUUUUCGACGAUUUUCCGGCUUACAACGAUUUUCGGCUUAAGAUGCGUCUCUAGAACGGAACCCCCGUCGUAAGCCGGGGACUGCCUUAUAAUAGAAAUUUCGUAGUUAUAAUGAGUAAUCCCUGGUGAAGAUAAAAAGUAUGUGUAUUGUUUAACAGCCUGUUGAUUAUUAAAAGUUGCUGCAUGAUGUGUAUGGCAAGUUUUGUUUCUUGUCUCAUGAAAAGGAACCCUAUUGUAUAUAAGGAGUACGUAUUUGAUACUGAGUUAUUGAAGAAGGUUUAGGUAUUGAAAAAGUUUAAUGAAAGUUUAAAGAAUGCUUUUCAGUUAAUUUCAUGAAAUCGGUUUGUGGAUUUCGACAUUGGUUCUCAGAGAAGCGUGUUUGACUACUUAAUAAUGUCAUGCUUAGAGUAUCUUUUACUAUUUUGAAAAUAAAGCUGUAUAUUGAUGUGA